UCAUGUAGUCCAGUGGACGUAUCAAUCGCUGGCGACGUGGAAACAUGGAGGAGUGAAGCAGAAAUCGGGAGCCAUCGGUGGUAUUGAAAUUAGUUAAUAAUUACCAGACAACGUCCCGUCGAUAUAAAAGUUGGAGAAGAGUCGCUGAACAUCCGGGUAAAGAACACUCAUCAGGAAAGGGUGUCACUGACAUCAGUCAGUGAAAUCAUUUUAGAGGGUCCGGCUCUGUGCGAGAUGAGGCUCUGAGGAGGGCUGCACAGGAUCAGGAGAUGGGAGCCAACACUAGCCAGGUCAGCGACCUGUCGGAGAACGAGAGCCUCAGAACCCUGAUAGGAACUGAGUCCAUAUCUGAGAAUGACCCUUUCUGGAACCAGCUCAUCUCUUUCACCUUCACCAGUCCCACCAACAGUGGGGACUCAAAACUUUUGGAAGAAGCCGUCAUCCCGCUUGCCAAAACCUUCAUCGAGAACAAUCCCAGAACAGGAAACUUUGGAGCCCUUGUGAGAGUUUUCCUCGGACGCACCAAAGAGUUGAAAAUAUCCACAGAAUGCCAGGAUCAGCUGUUCAUCUGGCAGGCCCACAAUGCCCUCUUCAUGAUCCGCUGCCUGCUCAAAGUGUUCAUCAGAGAGAUGAGCGAGGACGAGCUGCAGUUACAGUUCUCCUACCAGGAGAGGGCGCCAGGCUCUUGCGAGUCCGGGGCCGAAGACCUUCUGGAGGAGGUGAUCUGCAACCUGGUGCAUCUGAUCGUGGAGGUGCCCCUGCUGGACAUCACCUACAGCAUACUGUUCGAGGCUGUCACCUCGCUCCUCGUCCUCCUGUCCUACCAGCUCCUCCGCAAGGAAAUCCUGAGGGAGGGGCUUGUCUACAAGCACCUGAUGCACGGGAGAUGUUUGGCCCUCACCAGCCGAUUGGUUAAGACCCUGCUUUACAACUUCAUCAGACAGGAGAAGUGCCCGCCCCCAGUCACCCACAUAUUCGAACCCCAAUCUGAGGGAGGAGGGCUACUGUAUGGGCUUGCCUCUGGAGUAGCAAGUGGGCUGUGGACUGUGUUUACGUUGGGCGGAGCCGGGAGCAAGCCAAACCCGGACCAAGAGCAGCACCCGCUGCCGCUGUCCAAUCAGAGCCUUUUGCUUCUGCUGGUGCUGGCCAACCUGACAGAUGGGCCGGACUGCCCCAACCCCUACAGACAGGCCAUCACUUCCUUUAAGAACACGCAGGAUACGUCCUCCAUCCCAUCGCCACACCCUCACACCUUCCAGAUCAACUUCAACAGCCUGUACACGGCCCUGUGCGACCAGCAACGGUCGGACCAGGCCACCCUGCUGCUCUACACGCUGCUGCACCAAAACACCAACGUGCGCACGUACAUGCUGUCGCGCACCGACAUGGAGAACCUGGUCAUGCCUAUCCUGGAAAUCCUGUAUCACGUGGAGGACAGGAACUCCCACCAUGUCUACAUGGCCCUCAUCAUCCUCCUCAUCCUCACUGAGGAUGACACCUUCAACCGCUCCAUUCAUGAAGUGAUUUUGAAGAACAUAACCUGGUACACUGAGCGAAGUCUGACAGAGAUUUCUCUCGGAAGCCUGCUGAUCCUGGUGGUAAUCCGGACUAUCCAGUUCAACAUGACCCGGACACGGGACAAAUACCUCCACACCAACUGCUUGGCAGCUCUGGCCAACAUGUCGGCCCAGUUCCGCUGCCUGCACCAGUAUGCAGCUCAGAGGAUCAUCAGUUACACCAGCCGCCACAUGCGGAGGUACUUGUUUGUGCUGGACAAUAUGUAUUUCCCUCGGUCCAGCUGCAGUCUGCUGGAGCACUGGCUGGUCACCAUGGGAGACGCAGGGGAGGAGAUUGUGCACUUGACUUGCUCGUUCAUUCUCAAGUCCUAUGCUUCCAGCCUGUUUGCACUGCUGUCCAAGAAGCACAACAAGGUUCUAGAGCAGGCUACGCAGUCGCUGAGGGGACCACUGGGGUCAGACAACAGCGCCGCCCUGCCUGACUAUGCUCAAGAUCUGAACGUGAUUGAGGAGGUCAUCCGCAUGAUGCUUGAGAUAAUCAACUCCUGCCUGUCCAACUCCCUGCACCACAACCCCAACCUGGUCUAUGCCCUGCUAUACAAGAGGGAGCUCUUUGAGCAGUUUCGCUCUCACCCGUCUUUCCAAGACAUCAUGCAGAACCUUGACACGGUGAUAGGAUUCUUCAGUGCUCGUCUGGAGCAGGCAGGAACAGACCUGUCUGUGGAGCGGGUUCAAGAGGUCAUCAAGAAAGGAGCUGUGGCCCUGCCCAAAGACCGCCUCAAGAAGUUUCCAGAGCUGAAGUUCAAAUAUGUGGAGGAGGACCAGCCCGAAGAUUUCUUCAUCCCAUAUGUCUGGUCUCUCGUCUUCAACUCCGGGGUGGGCCUUCACUGGAGCCCACAGGGUAUUGAGCUCUUCAGUAUGGACUCCGGCUGAGUGUGUCUGUGUAUGUAUCCAUCUGCUUGUGUGUGCACUUGCUUAUGUGUAUGGCCAUGUGUCAGCAGAUCUGCACUCUGGUGAUAUCUGUGCAUGAGUGUACACAUUUGUGCAUCUACAAGUGUGCGUGUGCGUGUGUAAGAGAGAUAUAGAAGCGUGUCUGUAAGUAGCUUUGGAAGUGCCUCCAUCCAAACCCAACAGAGGAGUUUCUGGUCAUUCUGUUUCUGUUCUGUUUGUCUUCCUUCAAAGCGCUACUGCGCAGUUUUUCCUGUACAUAUUGAAGACUGUCCCACGCGCUUUCUUGGUUUUGGCUGUUAUCAGCAGAAAGUUUGUAAAGUAAAGAAGGCACCUCCACUGCUGUAGCAUUGGGAUUUGAGGGUAGAGAAACGUGCAGCCGCACUGAAUUAUGGGUACAAUGUAAUAACAUGGCGACGGCUAAAUCAGUAUUUUAAAAGCUUUUCUUCCCUGCUUUCAUGGAGCCCGAUUGUAGAAAACUGUUCCAGAUAUUUAAUUGAGAAAUUAUUUGGGUUUCUUCCUAACCUGUAGACAGGAUUUGUUUCCAAGAGGUCCCCAAAAAAGGGGAUGUACAUAAGACAGAAAAAAAAAACAUUUCUGUCAGCAGAACUCCUUUCACAAGAUUGCCUCUGAAGGUCUUGACGUUGUUCUCCUCCGUUCCCCACAUAAAAAGUGCUACAAAAUUGUUUUGGUAUUUUGGUUUAAUGGAGAGAGAAAUGAAAUUCAAGCCCAGCCUUUCAAGGACUGGAUUCAUUUGUAAAGCAGCUCAUUUGUACGACACAACUCAAGGGCAAAUUUCAUCAUUAUUGCAUGGCUGCGAACCAAAACAUACACAUUGUACUGUUGCAUGCUAGCUAAAACAAGUCAGCCCAAUGUUUUGAUGUGCACAAUCUUUUUUUUUUCCCCCACUCUGUUUAAAAAUUUUAUCUGAUUUUUUUUAUUUUAUUUAUUUAUUUAUUUCCAAUUAGGAGUUGUGAUGUUAGAACCCCAAAUAAACAUUUCGGAUUCCAUCAGUAGAACCAACUAGAAUUGGCUUUUCCGCAUAGAACUUCAUUUGAGUUUAUGACUUUUAGGACACAAUAGGAUGAUUUGUAGCAACUGGGAAGUGUGGAUUUUUUAAAAACCAAUAGGAGGGCAGACAAAUGUGUACAAAAUGUACAUUUGAUGGUUACCUACACAUUUAACAUUAAAGUGAUCCAAUUACCAUAUAGUUCAGGGAUUGCAUGAAUGUUUAGACAAUUACAAACAGCAUGUUUGUUGCAUUAUCCCAUUUCUUCUUCCCAGACAAUCUGGAAAGAAGACAUUCUUUGUGAUUUUGGAUAUUUUCUUAUGUCUUGUUUUACUUAAAAAGAAAAAGAGGGAUGUGGUGCAUUUAUUGUAUACAUUGUACAAUAUGAUAUGUAUGCAUUGCCUUAGCUAAAAAUAUGAGGCUUGAGGUGCUGUUAAGGGGAAAGGGGUUGCAGUUUCUUUUCCCUGCAGGCUAUAUUCUGAUACUGGGUUGCAAACAUUACUGUUACACAACAGAUCCCUGCACAAGUACUAUGGAGUAAAAUGCUUUUCUUACCAAUUUCUUAUUUGGUGGUGUGUUUAUGGACUGAGAUAAAAAGAUGUUUUAUUUAUUUUACAAGCUCAUAUGCAGCUGAAGAAAGGCCGAAGGAAGGCUUUGCAUGUACAGACAUAACUCUGGAAUGUUACUUUACUCUCAGGUAACAAAAUGACACAAAAUAAUAUAUUUUACAAAUUAAAAAGACUAGGCUUAAAUUUGAGAAUAUGAGAAUAUCUUCCCCAAAGCCUCUUCCUGCUUACAAUGCAAUGGUUAUCUUCCCCUCUGUGUAAACCUAUAUCAAUAAAAAAUUAAAAAACCAAUAAGAAAAA
Anguilla rostrata (American eel) is the source of this 4340-nucleotide messenger RNA. It is a transcript of the gene dym, whose product is annotated as dymeclin. The transcript is spliced from 18 exons. The record is from RefSeq and is a predicted model, not a curated record. Gene Ontology annotation, cellular component: Golgi apparatus. Gene Ontology annotation, biological process: Golgi organization. NCBI's taxonomy places the organism in Eukaryota, Metazoa, Chordata, Actinopteri, Anguilliformes, Anguillidae. The coding region runs from base 270 to 2450 and encodes 726 amino acids.